Messenger RNA from Sorex fumeus (smoky shrew), 4251 nucleotides. It is a transcript of the gene LRPPRC, whose product is annotated as leucine rich pentatricopeptide repeat containing. NCBI's taxonomy places the organism in Eukaryota, Metazoa, Chordata, Mammalia, Eulipotyphla, Soricidae. The record is from RefSeq and is a predicted model, not a curated record. The transcript is spliced from 38 exons. The coding region runs from base 22 to 4164 and encodes 1380 amino acids. Gene Ontology annotation, molecular function: protein binding.
GUCCUUGUGGGGGACGCGAGCAUGGCCGCCCUGCUGCGCCCCGCGCGCUGGCUGCUGGCCGCCCGGCCCGCCGCGCCCGCCGCGCGCCUGCCGCUGUCCCUGCGCCUGGGCCGGGCCGCCGGGGCGCUGCACACUCGCGCCCGGCUCGGCGCCCUCGCUGCGGAGAGGAGGCGCCUGCCACAGGAGGAGCCCGCCAGCCCGCCCCGGAGGCCCGCCGGCCAGUUCGACUGGGCGCUCAUGAGACUCGACAACUCCGUCCGGAGAACGGGCCGCAUCCCCAGGUCACUCCUGCAGAAGGUCUUCAACUACACCUGCAGCGCGGGGACCCCCGGUGGCAGCCAGGCGCUGCUUCUCCUGCGCAGCUGUGGCUCGCUCCUGCCGGAACUGCAGCUCUCUGAGAGGACGGAGCUCGCCCACAAGAUCUGGGACAAGCUUCAGGAGUUGGGUGCUGUGUACGACGUGAGUCACUACAACGCCCUGCUGAAGGUCUACCUGCAGAACGAGCACAGGUUCUCGCCCACCGACUUCCUGGCCCGGAUGGAGAAGGCCGGCGUGCAGCCCAACAGGGUGACAUACCAGAGGCUGAUCGCAGCCUACUGCCACGCCGGGGACAUCCAGGGCGCCAGCACCAUCCUGGGCUUCAUGAAGACCAAGGACCUCCCGGUCACAGAGGCCGUGUUCAGCGCCCUUGUCACGGGCCAUGCCCGAGCUGGGGACAUGGAAAAUGCAGAGAACAUUCUCUCUGUGAUGAGGGAGGCUGGGAUUGAGCCGGGGCCGGACACGUACCUGGCUUUACUGAGCGCAUACGCAGAGAAGGGCGAUAUCGACCGAGUGAAGCAGACCCUGGAGAAAGUGGAGCAGUCCGACCUCUACCUCAUGGACCGCGACUUGCUGCAGCUGGUCUUCAGCUUCAGCAAAGCUGGUCACGUGCAGCACGUCUCCGAGAUCCUGAGCAAGGUCACGUACGAGAGGAGAUACAUUCCAGACGCAAUGAACCUCAUCCUGCUCUUAGUCACUGAGAAGCUGGAGGACACGGCCCUGCAGGUGCUGCUGGCCUGUCCCAUCUCCAGGGAGGACAGUGGGAGCGACUUCGGCAGCUUCUUUCUUCGGCACUGCGUGGCCAUGGACACGCCUGCGGAGAAGCUGCAGCACUACUGCCGGAAGCUGAAGGAGGCCCAGAUGCACUCCUCGGCCCUGCAGUUCACGCUCUACUGCGCGCUCGCCGCCAACAAGCUCGGUCUGGCGAAGACUCUGAUGAAGGCCCUGAAGGAGGACGGCUUUCCUCUCAGAGCUCACUACUUCUGGCCCUUGCUUGUUGCACACCAAAAGGAGAAGAAUGUCCAAGGCGUCGUUGAGGUCCUCCGGCUGAUGCAGGAGCUGGGAGUGAGCCCCGACCAGGAGACCUACGUCAGCUACGUGUUCCCGGCAUUCGAGAGCGUGGCCAGGGCCCGCACCGUGCUGCAGGAGAGCGGCUGUCUGCCCGACCUCGCCGUCUUCUCUCUGGCGGAGCUGCGGAGUGAAGCUGCUAGCGGGAACCUCGACUUGGUUCUGUCGUUCUUGAAGUCGAACACGCAGCCUCUGUCCCUCGCCGCCCUGAAGGGCAGCCUGAUCCUGGGCUUCCGGAGGUCUGUGAAUGUCGAACUCUGGAGCAAGAUCACAGAGCUGCUGUACCACGAUGGCCGUUACUGCCAGGACCCUCCGGGACCCAUGGAGGCUGUUGGCUACUUCCUUUAUAGCUUGAUUGACAGCAUGAGUGACUCAGAGGUACAGGCCGAGGAGGCGCGUUUGAGACAAUACUUCCAUCAGCUGAAGGAGAUGAAUGUGAAAAUCCCUGAGAAUAUCUACAGAGGCAUCCGCAACGUGCUGGAUAGCCGCCACGCUCCCGAGUUGAUCAAGGAUGUUAUUGUGUUGGUUGAAAGAGAGAAGAUUGACUCCCGAAAAACCGCGCAGCGCCUGACAUCAUCUGACUUGGAGGCGACGCUGGAAAAACUGAAAGCUGAAAACCAGCCUGUAGGCGAGGCCCUGAGGCAGCUCAUCCUGACUCUCUGCUCAGAAGAGAACAUGCAGAAGGCUCUCGAGCUGAAAGCCAAGUACGAGUCAGACAUGAGUGCCGGCGGCUACGCGGCCCUCAUCAGCCUGUGCUGUCGCCACGAUGACGCAGAGGCGGCCCUGAGCCUGAAGCACGAGCUGGACCGCUUAGACUCGUCCGCUGUCCUGGACACCAGCAAGUACGUGGCCCUCGUCAGAGUCCUGGGGAAACACGGCCGGCUCCCGGAUGCUAUUAACAUUCUCCGGGAGAUGAAAGAGAAAGACGUUCCCAUCCGGGAGGCCUCGGUGCUGUCCUUCUUCCACAUCCUCAACGGUGCGGCCCUGCGCGGCGAGGCAGACACCGUAAAGCAGCUGCUCGAGGCCAUCGUGACCCUGGGGCUGGCCAAGCCGACCACCUCCCUCACCUCCCCGCUGGUCACGCUCUACCUGCAGAAGGAGGACCUGCCGGCCGCCCUGGACGUCGUCAUGGACUGCUACCGGAAGUACAAGGCCUUGCCGCGGAUGCACGACGUGCUGUGCCGGCUGAUCGAGAAAGGCGAGACCGAGCUCAUUCACAAAGCCAUGGACUUCGUGAGCCAAGAGCAGGGAGAAAUGACCAUGCUCUACGACCUGUUCUUCGCCUUCCUGCAGACGGGGAACGACAAGGAAGCCAAGAAGAUCAUCGAGACUCCAGGCAUCCGGGCCCGCCCCACGAGGCUGCAGUGGUUCUGUGAUCGAUGCAUCGUAAACAAUCAGGUGGAAACUCUGGAGAAACUAGUGGAACUGACGCAGAAGCUGUUUGAAUGUGACAGGGACGAGAUGUACUUCAACCUGCUGAAGCUGUACAAAGUAAAUGGUGACUGGCAAAAGGCUGAUGCCGUCUGGAAUAAGAUGCAGGAGGAGAACGUCAUUCCCCGUGCGAAGACGUUGCGGUUGUUAGCCGAAAUCCUCAGGAACAGUAACCAGGAGGUCCCGUUCGACGUGCCCGAGCUGUGGUACGAGAACGAGAAGGAUGCCCCCGCCCAGGCGGCCCCGGCUCCAGCCAGACCCAGCCUCCAGGACGCGCUGCUGCUGGCCUGCCGGCAGAAGAAGAGCAAAGAGGCGUUCGAUGUCUUCCUGAAAGCGGAGAAGCAGAACGUCGUGCUGAGCAGUGACGCCUACAGUCGCCUCCUGAACCUGCUCCUGUCCAGAGACGGUGGCCUGGAGCAGGCCCUGCAGGUGAAGAAGGCUGCCGAGACCCACAUCAAGGGCUUCACACUGAACGAGGCUGCCAACAGCCUCCUCAUCAUCGCGCAAGUUAGGCGGGAUUAUUUGAAAGAGGCGAUGGCGACACUGAAGACGGCCUUCAGCCUGCAGCAGGUGCCCUCGCGCCUGGCGCUGACGCGCCUCAUCCAGGCAUGUGCCCUGAAGGGGGACCUCGGAAGCCUCCGGGAGAUCCAGAAGCUGGUCACGGGGCUGGAGGACUCCAUCGGCCUCUCGCACAUGGUCUUCAUCAAUAACGUCGCCUUGGCACAGAUAAAGAACAACGAGGUAGAUGCCGCCGUGGAGAGCAUCGAGGGCAUGCUGACAUCGGGGGACCCCGCCAUGGAGCCCCAGUUCUUUGGCCUGUCCUACUUGUUCCGAAAAUUGAUCGAGGAGCAGUUGGAACCAGCCUUGGAGCGAAUGAGCAUCAUGGCGGAGAGACUGGCCAAUCAGUUUGCAGUGUACAAGCCGGUCACUGACCUGUUCCUGCAGCUCGUGGAGUCGGGCAAGGUGGACGCGGCCAGGGCGCUCCUCCAGAGGUGCGGGGCGAUCGCCGAGCAGACGUCCAUCAUCUCCGUGUUCUGUGUGAGGAUGUCGCAGAGGCGGGGGAAGGCACCAGCUCUGAAGUCCCUGUCGGAAUUGAUUCCUGAGUUAAUGGACGCAGAGGAAGUGUACACGUCCUUCAUGAAGAGCUACGCCCUGGACGGGGACGGCGCAGCCGCGAAAGCCCUCUACGAGCGCCUGACGGCCAGGAACAAGCCCCUGAACCAGCUGUCCCUGAAGCGCUACGCGGUCCUGCUGCGAAGCCUGGGCGAGCCCGUCCCCUUCCCGGAGCCCCCGGAGAGCUUCGAGUUCUACGCGAAGCAGCUUCGGGAGUCAAAGGAAGCCCCGUGACCUGCCGCCGCCCGUCUGUCUGUCCGUGAUCUCGUGUGUGCAAUGUCGCUUUCUCUGUGCAAGAGGUGGAAUAAACCCCCAGGAGGA